AUGUCUCUGCGGAGUUCGGGGGGCCCCCAAAGGGCCCCGCAGCAAAAGAGGCCCACAGAGACAACUAAAGAAGCAGCAGAGGCCCCCAGCAGUACCCUUAUGGCAUGCAGAUCACUAGAGGGCAGCAGCCAGUCCAGGGGGGGCCCCCCAUGGGACCUCAAGCUGGCCUGGGGGCCCCCCCGGGGGCCCACGCUGCAGCGCAGCAGCAUCAGCGAACACACGAAGCAGCAGAAGAUGCGCACGCCCUGCAGCAGCAGCUCCUGA
Messenger RNA from Eimeria tenella, 264 nucleotides. RefSeq lists its product as uncharacterized. NCBI's taxonomy places the organism in Eukaryota, Apicomplexa, Conoidasida, Eucoccidiorida, Eimeriidae. The coding region runs from base 1 to 264 and encodes 87 amino acids. The record is from RefSeq and is a predicted model, not a curated record. The transcript has a single exon.